AUGCGGCUGUACGCACUAUCCAGCUGUGCGAGCUUGGUUCUCGCUGCGGCAGCCCUGCCCCCAGGCACUGUUGCAGCCGAAGAUGCACCACAGAUCUCCUUGACGCAGAAGGGCAAAGGAAAUGGGCAAUGGACAUACGCAUAUCGCCGUGCCGAAAAGCUCGUACAGCAAAUGACACUAGAAGAAAGAGCCAACAUUACGCGUGGCUACCGCAGCGAUAACGUCUGUGCUGGCAAUACCGGUUCUGUUCCUCGGCUGGGAUGGCCUGGAAUGUGUGUUCACGAUGCUGGCAAUGGAGUUCGCGCAACGGACAUGGUCAACUCUUAUCCAUCCGGGAUCCAUGUUGGGGCGAGCUGGGAUAGAAACCUUACAUACGAAAGAGGGUUCUACAUGGGCAAGGAGUUUAAAAUAAAGGGAGUCAACGUACCGCUUGGCCCCAACGCUGGCCCAUUAGGACGAACGCCACUCGGUGGUCGGAAUUGGGAGGGAUUCUCUGUUGACCCAUACCUCUCUGGUCAGUUGAAUGCAGAGACUAUAAUAGGAAUGCAAGAAGCUGGUGUUAUUGCCAAUAUCAAGCAUUUUAUCGCCAAUGAACAAGAGACUCUGAGGCGCCCGUACUUUGGCGUUGAAGCCGUUUCUGCAAACAUUGAUGAUAAAACAUUACACGAGUACUAUUUGUGGCCUUUUAUGGAUAGCGUGCAUGCUGGCGUAGGGUCUGUCAUGUGCUCCUACAACAGGAUCAACAACACGUACGGAUGCAAGAACGACAAGCUCAUGAACGGUAUCCUCAAGACCGAGCUGGGGUUCGAAGGCUUCGUCAUGCUUGAUUGGGAUGCCCAGCACGACAUACAAAGCGCCAACGCUGGGCUUGACAUGGUGAUGCCUCUUGGAGGUUCAUGGGGCCAGAAUCUGACUGAUGCUGUUGCGAAUGGGACCGUCAGCGAAGAUCGGGUGACUGACAUGGCGACACGAAUUAUCGCUGCAUGGUAUCUGGUCGGCCAAGAUGGUGACAAGUUUCCCAUCCCCGGCAUUGGCCUCAAAGAGCUUACCCAGCCCCAUGAACGAGUAGACGCACGAGAUCCCGCAUCAGAGCCUGUGAUUUUGGAGGGCGCUAUUGCAGGACACGUCUUGGUCAAGAACGACAACAAUGCGUUACCAUUCAGAAACAAGCUCGCCAUGAUAUCUGUGUUCGGUUACGACGCGACGAUUCCUCGUACUAAGAAUACUGAUCUUUUGUUCUCACACGGAUACACUUCAUCUCCGGAGAUGGAGAAUGUUGCAUUGGGCCAUGAAGCGCAUUUUGACCAGGCAGCAAGGGGAGGCACCAUUGUCACAGGUGGUAGAGCGGGUGCAAACGCGCCGGCGUAUAUUGAUGAUCCUCUUAGUGCUAUCCAGCGCCGUGCUCGUCAAGACGGCACAUGGGUGAAUUGGGAUUUGGACUCCUUCAACCCCGAUGUUAAUGCUGCUUCUGACGCUUGCUUGGUCUUCAUCAAUGCCAUCGCAACCGAGGGCUGGGACCGCGAAGGCUUGCAUGAUGACUUCAGCGAUGGACUUGUCAAGAAUGUGGCCUCCAAAUGUUCCAACACAAUUGUCGUGAUACACGCCGCGGGUGUCCGUCUUGUUGACCAAUGGAUCGAGCAUCCCAAUAUUACAGCCACCAUCAUUGCUCAUCUGCCUGGCCAGGACAGCGGCAGGGCUCUUCUGAAGCUGCUCUAUGGCGAAGCAAACUUUUCUGGCAAGCUGCCUUACACGAUUGCCAAGAACGAGAGCGAUUACUCGGUGUAUGCCCCGUGCACGCGAAGUUCUGGAGAUGAUAUUGACCCGCAGUGCGAUUUCACCGAAGGUGUAUAUCUCGAUUACCGCGCUUUUGAUGCCAAAGACGUUACUCCGCGAUUUGAGUUUGGAUAUGGACUCAGCUAUACGACCUUUGGAUAUUCAUCUCUCUCUAUUAAAGCAUCAAAGUCUCUUCGCUCGUCCAAGUGCAGCGGCGAUAAUCUCUGGCGACAUGUCGCAACGGUUACUGCAGCAAUCACCAACAGUGGCUCUGUAUCUGGAAGCGAAGUCGCACAGCUCUACCUGGCCAUCCCAAACAGUCCACCAAAACAACUGCGCGGAUUCAACAAGAUCCUCUUAUCUCCCAAAGAGUCAGAAACCGUUCGCUUCGAGCUUACAAAGAGAGAUUUCAGCGUAUGGGAUGUGAUUUCCCAGUCGUGGGUUAUUCAGGAGGGAGAGUACAAAAUCUUUGUUGGGGCAAGCAGUCGGGACAUUCGACUUACAGGAACACUGCGAGUUGCUAGUGAUUAG
Trichoderma aggressivum f. europaeum is the source of this 2304-nucleotide messenger RNA. RefSeq names its product CAZyme family GH3. The transcript has 6 exons. Lineage: Eukaryota; Fungi; Ascomycota; Sordariomycetes; Hypocreales; Hypocreaceae. Bases 1 to 2304 code for a protein of 767 amino acids. Gene Ontology annotation, biological process: glucan catabolic process. The record is from RefSeq and is a predicted model, not a curated record. Gene Ontology annotation, molecular function: beta-glucosidase activity.